AUGGCUGGUCCCCAGCUCAGCGCGUGGUGCCAGCCGCACGGAGGCAGUGGCCAUGUCACAGUGGGCAGCGGUGGCUGUGUCACUGUGCUGUCACCGCGGGGCUGUGACAUGGGCGCCCUGGUCCACUGUGCUGCAAUGGAGGCAGCAGAGGUGAAGCAGGUGGUCCGUGUGCUCGAGGAGCAACUGGAGGAGCAGUCUGCAAAGUCAAGGGGGUGCAAGGAGCGGCUGCAGUGUUGGGCAGCAAAGGCUGACAGAGCAGCCAUCAGGCUGGCUGCGCAGAGCUCCACGCAGCGCGCUGGCAGCAAGGAGCUGCUGCAGCACAUGGUAUGGAGGUGUGGAGGGGCUCCUGGUCCCCCCGGUCUGGGGCUGCAGACCCUGAGCCUGUGCUCUCCUUUCCACACACAGGACGGGACUCAUGAGGAUGUCUCUGAUGCUGCACAGCAGCUCCGCAGCCAGGAGGAAAACCACCUUGCCUGCAUGAGGGCCUGGCUGCGGGAGGACCAGCAGAAGGACAAGGUUCUGCAUCAGCAAAUGCAGAAGCUGGAAGAGGCUGUGGCACAGCAAGAGGAGAGGAACUUGCUGGCCAGGAGACGUGGUUUCUGUUACUGGUUGCAGAGGCUCUCCUUGAUCUUGGUCAGCCUGGAGCUGGCCAUCGGCUUCUGUCUGGCUGCUGCAGUCGUGUACACCUUGUGUCUCAACCCUGAGUUCUUCUACUGUGUGCUCAUGUAUGUGCUUCCUGAGCAGACCUACAGCAACCUCGUGUCUGCACUGGGAAGGAUUUUCCCUGUGGUCAGUGAGAGGCUGCUGCCUUCUUGACAUCCCCCCCCACCC
Messenger RNA from Strigops habroptila (Kakapo), 831 nucleotides. RefSeq lists its product as uncharacterized. The record is from RefSeq and is a predicted model, not a curated record. NCBI's taxonomy places the organism in Eukaryota, Metazoa, Chordata, Aves, Psittaciformes, Psittacidae. The transcript has 6 exons. The coding region runs from base 1 to 816 and encodes 271 amino acids.